Molecule: messenger RNA, 938 nt
Organism: Erythranthe guttata (spotted monkey flower)
Lineage: Eukaryota; Viridiplantae; Streptophyta; Magnoliopsida; Lamiales; Phrymaceae
Source: RefSeq, a predicted model, not a curated record
UAAGUUGUAUUCACUUGUUCGAGCCAGUGUCUUUCGAGUUAGUGAAUUUAAAAACAUUUGUCCAAAAUCGCACGCCCAGUCUAGCAAAUUGUAAGAGAUUUGUGAAUUUUUCAACUUUUGGAUCGAAUUUAACUUGAUUAUGGAUCUGCAGAAGCUACUCCAAAGGCUAUACUGCGUACGAUGAGUGUUAAAGGAUUGACUCUAUUUCAUUUGAAGAGUCAUCUCCAGAAAUAUAGACUAGGCAAACAAUCUGGGAAAGAAUUCGGUGAGGCUUCGAAAGAUGGUUCGUACCAUUUGGAUAGCCCCCGUGCCAGUACCCCUCCUCAGAACUUGCUAUCAUCUGACAUGAAUAUGGGUUAUGAAGUCAAGGAGGCAUUGAGAGCACAAAUGGAAGUUCAAAGCAAACUACAUUUGCAAGUCGAAGCUGAAAAACACGUGCAGAUUCGUCAAAAUGCUGAGAGCAGGUAUAUGGCUAUGCUUGAAAGAGCAUGCGAAAUGUUUGCGAAUCAAAUUCUUGGAGCUGCAGAUACGAGUAACGAUGGAGAUGGUUACGAAGGAAAAGGAACCGAAAGUUGUCUUACUUCCCACGAGAGUUGCGUUGGAUUUCUUCCGGAAGGUUCUUCAAAGAGAAGAGUGAUCAAUACAGGUUCGGCGAAUGCCUCGUUUGUGUGGGGCGAGUCUGAUGCGUAUACACCGGAUUUGCAUCUGGUGCAGGUUAGCAAUUCCCAUGGAAUUGCAGGGUGUGGUGUAUAAAAGUGUAAUGAUUAGUUCGAUUAAUUGCUUGUGUUUUUUUCUUUUCAACGCGGUUUGAAGCAAGGUUUCUAGAUCCUAUGAAUCUGAGAACUGGGAAUUAAUGUAGUUUAACUAACUUGACAGAAGUUGUAAAUUUGGAGCUGCUGAUGUUUUCAGAUCAAGAAUGGACCUUUUUUUACCUACCA